AUGGAUGACAGAGCAGAGACUCUGAUGACUGUGCAUCUUCUCACCCAUCUGGGACACUCGUUUCUUCUGCAGCAAACUCUGGAUCGGCUUUUGGAGUGGAUCUGCCUGGACAUUCGCCUUUUCCUGGUGUCUGAGCGAAUUCCUCCAUUGAAAUACUAUGAGAGAUACCACAAGAGAAGCUGUGGCUUUCCUGGAAUAUCUGUUCUUCUUUUUCUACAUGAGGACCUGGGAGAAGAACGGAUUUUCCAAGUCCAUGAGCAAUUCCAGCGUCCACCCUGGCGGUACCACUGUGCCCAGAUUGCUAAUGGGCAAAGCCACUCCUAUGUCCCAGCUCACCAGGACUUCUACAGCCUGGAUGAGCAGCUGCCUGUGUGGGGCAUCCGACAGGUGCACCGCGGCCCCGAAAUCCUGCGUGUCACCCUCUACUGCAGCUUUGAGAACUAUGAGGAUGCAGUGAGGCUCUACGAGAUGAUCCUACAGAAAGAAGCAACUAUGCAGAAAGGUGACUUCUGUGCCUUUGUGCUGCAUGAGACCCAGCACGUGGCUGUGCAGCUCUGCCUCAGGCAGCUGCCCAUCGGGGUGGCUGCUGAGCCCAGGGAGUCGUCAGCCUUGCAGUUCAAGGUGCAAGAAAUUGGCCAACUAGUGCCUCUCCUGCCUAACCGGUGUAUUCCUAUCAGCAGCACCAGGUGGCAAACACAGGACUAUGAAGGCAACACAAUUCUGCUUCAG
Messenger RNA from Acanthisitta chloris (rifleman), 729 nucleotides. It is a transcript of the gene FAM124B, whose product is annotated as family with sequence similarity 124B. The record is from RefSeq and is a predicted model, not a curated record. NCBI's taxonomy places the organism in Eukaryota, Metazoa, Chordata, Aves, Passeriformes, Acanthisittidae. The annotation marks the transcript as partial. The transcript has a single exon. Gene Ontology annotation, cellular component: nucleoplasm.